This is a messenger RNA of Anthonomus grandis grandis, 2807 nucleotides long. RefSeq names its product myosin-7-like. Lineage: Eukaryota; Metazoa; Arthropoda; Insecta; Coleoptera; Curculionidae. The record is from RefSeq and is a predicted model, not a curated record. The coding region runs from base 237 to 2621 and encodes 794 amino acids. The transcript is spliced from 8 exons.
AACUACAUCCAGAAACAUUACUUAUCAAUUAUUAUUUCUGUCAACUUUUGGCCGAGUGGUUUUUAUUGUGGAUUGUUUACGUUUCGUCGGAAAACAUAAACCAUGUGCCCGGCGACCCGACAGCACUGGUCAUUUUGCGAAAAGUAGUCAUCGAAAGAAAGGGAUUGGUUGUGGCUGGAACUGUCUGUGAUUUAUUAGAUCGUAUUUUUUGGAGUCUUAAGAACUAAAAGGGGAAAAUGCAGUUUAUAUUGGUUAUUGUCGGAGUUUUCCUGAAAUUUCUUGUUGUAUCUGCGAUGCCGGAAAACGUAAUAAGUUUCCAGAGAGCGGCGGAAAAGUUCCAAGAAUCUGUACAGCAACAGACAUUUGAAAGUGUCCUGAUAGCGAUAGAAGAUCGUCUUCGUAACUUAGACAACAUCUACACCAUGCAACUAUCAGAAACUCUAAAAAGCAAACUAGACCAAUACAGUCGAAAGCUGGACGUUUUAGACACUAAACUUAUUCGAUUAGAGUCUAUGGCCAUGCUAAACCUCAACCAAAUAUCCGAAAAUAUUAGUAAUAAAAAUUAUAAGGAUGAUUUGGCUAAGACGCAGCUUUAUAAAAAACUUGAAACAUUUUAUGAAGGAUUAAGUCACAGAAUGAAUUAUGUCGAUAGGAAAAUUGAGAUUGGAUUUGAUAAAAUUCAGAGUAAAGUUGAUUCAACGCUGCAAAGGUUGGAAAGGAUGGAAGAGGAUAUGAUUCAAAGAAACUCUGACAUAGAGUCUGAGUUAUCUGAAACAUUAUCAACUUUGGAAGAUUACAGGAGCUCAAUAGUAAAAACUGAUAAGAUUUUAAUAAACAUAAGCAACUCUUUAGAAAGCACUGUACAAGGCGGACAUAUGCUGAGAGAAGUAAAUUUCACAGUUAACAAUAUGUUUUUAAACCUAACAAGGCGAUUUAACACUCUGGAAAAUACGCCUUUAGUAACUGACAUGAAGAAAGAAUUAAAGAAUGAUUUUAACUCAUAUGCAAAUAAGGUCUCAGACAUGAACAUGGAAAUAUGGAAACGAAACGACUUAAUGGAAGAACGGUUAAAAAUAAUGGAAACGGCGGUUAAUGCCACCAGAAUCGAGGUUCAAAACGGCAUGCGGGCGUUGAUGGUGCAAAUUGGCAAGUCAUCUGGAAAAGUUAUCCCUGUUAACGAUAUAAAUCCGGAGGAAUCGUGGAGAAAAUACGUAAACAUAUCUUUGGAAAAACUGCUCCUAAAUCAAGAUUUAUUUCUGGAAAGUUGCCAUAGAGUACAAAUGGAUGAGUCACAAAUUGAGUCAGAGAUCAGUCAGACAUUGGGAAAAUUAAUUGAUAUGCUGGAAACCAAAAUGACUACAGUAAUGAAAGAUUUGAAGAGCCUGGAUAAAACUGUAAAAAACCACGAUUCUAAGGCACACAGGAAUUUAAAUCAGGCAAAUACAAAUAUAAUAUCACUAUUCGAAAAGAGUGUCCUGGCAAAUGACAAUACUGCAAAAGAGCUGCAAGAUAUUAAGUUCUAUAUAAAUUCAUUAUUUACAUAUCUUCAAGAUGUUUUGCCUAAGAGAAGAGGGAAAAAAAUUGAGGAUGUUUUAUCAGAUGUAUCAUCAAAUGUGUCCAUUAUGAUAAAUUUGUUUGACAGCUGGAACAAACAAAUGAAGAAUCAACCAUCAGGAACAACGGAUUUGACACAAAUAAUACCAACAUUUACUAAACACUUAAAUUUAAGUGAGGAUAUGCACAAAACACUUAAGGAAAUUAAAAUGACUAUAAUGGAUCUUCAAAAUCAUAUUAAUAAAUCUAGUGAUAAUUCCUCUACACUGAAAACUGAAUUACCAAAAAGGAAAUGUGUGCAGAAUUAUAGGCAUUUAAUAGAUGUAAGAGGUGAUUUUACUAUUUGUAACGAGACUGUUGAAGAUGAUGUUAUAACACAUCAAAAUCAAGAAAAAGUGAUUUGGCAAAAUCCAUCUUCAACCACAACUGAAAAAGUAGCUCAUGUUGAAACUAAUGAAGAUCUGAGCAAGGUACUUAUAGAAAUAUUUGGAACACCACCACCUUUAAAUGCUAAAAACAUAACUACAAACAAACAGAAUCAAGAUUUUAAAACAACAUCUUUAAAUUCUUUAGGUUUAUCAUCUACAACUGAAAAAGUAACUCAUGUUGAAAAUAAUGAAGACCUUAGCAAGGUAUUUCUAGAAAUAUUUGGAGCUCCACCACCUUCAAACGCUAAAAACACAACCACAAACAAACAGAAUCAAGAUUUAAAAACAACAACUUUAAAUUCUUUAGAUUUAUCAUCUACAACUAAGAAGAUGGGUACAAAGGAUGAUUGCAUACCACAAUGGGCAAAUUUCAUAAACAUAAGAGCGGGUGUCCCAAAUGCACAAGAAACAGUAAAUUGCACAAGCAAAGUUAAAAAGAACAAAACAAAGAAAAAGAGGAGGAAGCAAAUCCAAAGACCCAUCUUCACAUCAAGGUUCAAUGUAGAUGAUGAUCAAAAUGUUGAAAAUACCGAAGGUGAUGAAUAUGAUGAAGAUGUGGUGUCUACAGAAAUAAAUACUGAAAAUAUAUUAUUUACUUCCACUGAAGUUGACUACACAAAUGGUGAUUCUUCAGAAUAAUAAAUCAAAUUACUGUAAAACUUAUGUAAAAUUGUAAUUUUAGAAUAACUAAUAAAUAUUCUCAUAUUAUUUUAAACAUAUGAUACUAACAUAGGUUAAUUAAUCAUUAUACUUUAGUUGUGCUGUUCUUUAAAAGCUUGAUAUAAAACGUUUCAGUAAAUAAGAGAAUAUUAAACUAUUUUUUUU